AAGAGGAAAGAGGGCAGGAGCCCCGGCGCAGGCGCAGCAAGAGGGAUGGGUGAGUCCCACGCAGCCGUAACAAGAGGAAAGAGGGCAGGAGCCCCGGCGCAGGCGCAGCAAGAGGGAUGGGUGAGUCCCACGCAGCCGUAACAAGAGGAAAGAGGGCAGGAGCCCCGGCGCAGGCGCAGCAAGAGGGAUGGGUGAGUCCCACGCAGCCGUAACUAGAGGAAAGAGGGCAGGAGCCCCGGCGCAGGCGCAGCAAGAGGGAUGGGUGAGUCCCACGCAGCCGUAACAAGAGGAAAGAGGGCAGGAGCCCCGGCGCAGGCGCAGCAAGAGGGAUGGGUGAGUCCCACGCAGCCGUAACAAGAGGAAAGAGGGCAGGAGCCCCGGCGCAGGCGCAGCAAGAGGGAUGGGUGAGUCCCACGCAGCCGUAACUAGAGGAAAGAGGGCAGGAGCGCCGGCGCAGGCGCAGCAGCAGUACUUUCUCCGCAGGUAUGGAGAAACCAGCUGUGCGUUUGCGGAAAGUGGCUGUCUACCUGAAGACAUUGGUUUUCGUGCUCUUGGUUUGCUUUUGUGUGUUCGUCGCCAAAAUCUUGGCCUGCCUCUUUCCCGAGGCGAUGAAGAGGUUCAUGCUGAAAAUCGGAUUGAAAACCACCAUGACACAAAACCCCAAGUUUAAAUAUGAAGACUGGGGGCCAACAUUCUUCAGCUUUCGCGCUGCCAAGGUCGUAGUUCAUCAUCUACUCGUGAAUUGUGGUGAUGAAGCUUUCACAGGUUAUCCCGCUCCCAAUACGCGGGUCAUCGAUUUGGAGAAUAAAGAACAUAAACUACUCGAUUUUGCCAAAGACGACAGACCACUGAUCUUGAACUUUGGAAGCUGCUCCUGACCCCCAUUUCUUUUCAAGUUUGCUGAGUUCAAGCAGCUUGUUGAAGAUUUUACAUCUGUAGCUGAUUUCCUGGUUGUCUACAUUCAGGAGGCUCAUGCCACAGAUGGCUGGGCUUUCAAAAACAAUGUGGAUAUCAAACAACAUCAGACAUUAAGUGAGCGAUUGGAUGCAGCAAGGAUAUUGCUAAAUGAGAAGGCACAAUGUCCAGUGGUAGUGGACACUAUGGAUAAUGCGACUAGUGCCAAAUAUGCAGCUAUGCCAGAAAGACUGUAUGUGGUGCUCAAUGGCAAAAUCAUUUACAAGAGAAGAAAAUCUGCCAUCCUUACCUGAUCUGGUCUACAUGUGACUCCAGACUCUCAGCCAUAUGGUUGACUCUGAACUGCUCUAUGGAUAAUUAGAAACUGAUACAGUAUUUAAUACAGUAAUGAAUGGUGACACCCUCAUCCUAUGAAUGGAAAAACUUGUAAUGGGACUGAUUAAUGUUAUGUCAUAUUGCUGUUCCUGAAGGCAAGUAUUUGGUUCACUUUCUGAUUUAUCCUGAUCCAUUUUCUUUGUUCUCCCUUUUUGUCAGCGGUGGUUUACCAAUGCCUUCCAUUCCUGUGCAGGGUAAGAAAGCAGGUCCCGAAUCUAACUCUGGCAGAAUGGCAUUUAAACCCCUGCUGUUGUUGUAUUCUGAAACACAUGCUAGCCAUCAAGCUAACCUGUCCAAACAUAAUGACUAACUGAAUUUAUUGAUAAUUUAUAUCAUUAGUUGUGUUUUGAUCAUUUUUAAUUAAUUAUGAAAGGUAACACACAAACUUAAAGGAACAAGAAAAAAUACUGUAUUUUGUUUAGUGUUUUACAUUCCUGACUGAAUGGAGCAGAAUAAUUGCAAUCGUACAAUUUCAUAAAUGAGAAAGCUAGAAUAAGAACAGAUGUUUGUUCUGGAGAAAGGGAGUAGAGUUUGUCAAAUCUGUUGGGUCACAAAUGAAGUUAAUGUAUCAUUGGGCUUUGGCAGAGAGGGAUGAAGUAUGUUAAUUGAUCCAUCUAACUAAUUAUUUUCAUUUUUGGUUUUUCAGGGUGCAAGGGGUCCUGAGGGAUAUAGACUUGAAGAAGUACGAUUACUUUUACAAAAUGUAAAUUAAAAUACUGGUGGAAUCACUACUGGCAGGAAGCCUUGAGAUAGCUUUCAUUGGCACACUCAGGUGCAAAUGAAUGAUAUAAUACAAGCAAAUCAAAUAAGGUUUCUUCCAUAUUUAGUGAUUUUCUUGGUUUUAAAGCGGUUACUGGGAUCUGAUGAUAUGACUAUGGAAGAAAAAUUAUUCGGUGUGUGAGGUAUUGUAUCAUGAUUCUCGUAAUUAAGUUAUUGAUAAAGUGCUCUGUUUACUAUCCCGUGUUUCCUUUCAUUCAUUCAUAAAAUUGUUUUUUUUUUGUAGUACAUUUUAUGCUUACAGAUAAACUAAAUCAAACAUCCCUUCGUAGGCUGCCAACCUAUUACUGUUUCUUUACACCUUUCCAUUCUUAUCGGCCCCAUUCUGCAAGACCUGUUUCUGUAUCAAAGGCUACCCGUAAAUAAGUGUUAAUACCGUAUCCAACUUAGAACAACACCAUCCCCAAUAUUGUCUCUAAUUCAGUCGAAACUAUGAAAAGAUUAUAAUAUUAAUUAGCCCUCAAUAACAGUCUCUCAGGACCUGAAUAGACUGCAGGACGUAAAACAGUUUCCUUCACCAGCAUGUCCCUACGGUCUAAGAUAAUGAAAUGUGAGGCUGGAUGAACACA
This is a messenger RNA of Stegostoma tigrinum, 2636 nucleotides long. It is a transcript of the gene dio1, whose product is annotated as iodothyronine deiodinase 1. Gene Ontology annotation, molecular function: thyroxine 5'-deiodinase activity. The transcript is spliced from 4 exons. Lineage: Eukaryota; Metazoa; Chordata; Chondrichthyes; Orectolobiformes; Stegostomatidae. The record is from RefSeq and is a predicted model, not a curated record.